Anopheles maculipalpis is the source of this 1397-nucleotide messenger RNA. RefSeq names its product armadillo repeat-containing protein 6 homolog. Gene Ontology annotation, biological process: hematopoietic progenitor cell differentiation. The coding region runs from base 1 to 1392 and encodes 463 amino acids. NCBI's taxonomy places the organism in Eukaryota, Metazoa, Arthropoda, Insecta, Diptera, Culicidae. Gene Ontology annotation, molecular function: protein binding. The transcript has 3 exons. The record is from RefSeq and is a predicted model, not a curated record.
AUGGCAAAAGUGAUCACACAGGAAACGUUUGACGACGUGGUAAAGGAAAACAUUGUGGAGUUUUCUAUGUCCAUUGAGGAAGCAAGAGAGGAAACAAUCAAACAAUUUGAGGCGCAAGGCAUUCAUCUUGGCAACAUUAUAAAAGAUCUAAACGUUAAUCCCGACACGGGUGUGCCUUUGCUGAACGAAAGCGUGGAAGAACUGAAACGGAUUGCCGAAAUUAAAAAUGCUGAUCAGGAAAAAGUUUCCCAGCUUCUAGUCGUCAUCGCCGAAGAAUGCAAACUGAGCGUUCCCCACCGUGUGCUGGCUGCAAAAUUAGGUGCCUACGAGUUCAUUGUAAAACGACUAAACGCUGAAGAUAAGCUAGAGGAUGAUGUUUUGCUAAAACUACUCACUGCCACUAACGCAAUCAUCAACAAACAACCGGACGUGUUCAGCCACGAAUCAUUGGCCGUUGUGUUAAAGUUUUUAAAGGCCUCCCCUGAACCGAAAGUCGCUUGCGAGCUGUUGAAAUGGCUUCAAAAAGCGUGCAUACUGCAUGAAACGAAUCGUCAGCUUAUAAUGGAAGAAAAUCUAACCAUUGCUACCCUUAAACCGUUCCUUUCCCGACCCGAAGCGGAAGUGAUCCGCAACACAUGCACGCUUUUCCGCUAUUUGAUCUUGGACGAUGAUAUACGGGUAGAGUUUGGCAAAGCUCACGAACAUGCUCGUCAGCUUGCGGCCGAAACGCUGACAGAGAUUACGCUGCUACUUACCAAGUGCAAAUCGGAUCCCGAUUUGAUCAGCGACUUGAUGUUGACUAUCGCCUCACUAACGGUGCGCAAUGAAUUCUGCCAAACGGUCGAGGAAGCUGGUGGGCUACAAUUUAUUCUAGACGCGAUGGUAGAGUUUCCCGACUCGAUAAAAAUCAUUCGCGAAGCGUGCAAGCUGCUCAAAGCACUCGCCGGAAAUGACACGGUUAAGCAGCACAUCAUCCAGUGUGGGGCAGCGCCAUUGCUUGAAUCGGCACUUAACCGGCACAAGGAUAAUGAAACAUUUGCACGGCACGCGCUGGCUUGUAUCUCGACGCUGGCAUUACGAGAAGCCGCCAACAGUAAGGCACUGUUUGAGACGGGCAUAUCGGAAACCAUUAUUCAGACGAUGAAAAUCCAUCCGACGAGCAAGAUUGUACAGCGUAAUGCGGCUUGGGCCGUGCGUAAUAUGGUAUCACGAUCCCGGGACCAAUGUGACACGUUUGUGGCGCAGGGAGUGGAAGAUGUACUUAAUCAGGCGCUGGUCGAUCAUCCGAGCAUUGCGCACGAUGUAAAGUCAGCGUUGCGUGAUUUGGGCUGCAAGGUGCAGUUGAAUGAGGAGUGGAAAGCCACGUCGGAGAUUCAGAUAAAAAAUGACUAAAUUUU